ACUUUCCAGAGGUGAAUUGUACUGUACGCGGGCAGGGGCCUGCCCCACCUUAAUGAAAUCGAUUCGACCGGACUCCUGGCUGCAGGCGGGGGAGCGAGCUCAGCGAGGUGCGGGCGGGCAAGCCAGCCCUUGGGGUUCCAUCCAUGACCAUAUCGCACCUACCUCUACCUACCUACCUACCUACGUAAACAACGAGCUCUGCGCGAGGCACGCAAGUGGAAGCUCCCCGCCUUGAUCGGUCUUUUCCCCCUUACAACCCGACAUGUAAGGUCCAUACUCAAAAUGGCAACCAAAGGAAAAGAAGUAGAAACUGCGGGUCGUGAUGCCACGCCCGCGAACCCCCGAGGUAUCCCCCAAGCGCCCUUCGUCGACAAGGUCGAGGACUAUGUCACAUCUCGCGCGGACGUCGAGCCCACCCUGAGGCGGUUCCAAGAGUUGAUUGCCAAGUACCAGUUCAUGGAGCAGAACCUCCAGCGACGAGUGGUGGGCUUGAAGGAUAAGAUGCCGGAUAUCCAGAAGACAUUGGACACGGACGAAUCAGACCCAAUCGAAACCACGUUCGAGCUCAACGAGACUCUCUACGCCCAGGCCAAGAUCCCACCCACGGACGAGGUGUACAUCUGGCUCGGCGCCAACGUCAUGCUGUCGUAUCCCAUUGAGGAGGCCGAGCAGCUGCUUGACUCGAAGCUCAAGGCGGCGACGCAGAGCUUGCAGAACUGCGAGGAGGAUCUGGAUUUCUUGCGAGAGCAGAUUACGACGAUGGAAGUUGCGGUUGCGAGAGUGUACAACUGGGACGUUGUGCAGAAGAGGAAAGAGAAGGAGGAAGAGGAGAAGACAAAAGGAAAGAAGAGCGAGACGGCGUCGGACGGUUGAAGAAGAGAUUAGGUCAAUACAGAAAGCAAGGACAUAAUGCACCAUCACGAAAUGCCUUGGCAACGAACG
This is a messenger RNA of Neurospora hispaniola, 942 nucleotides long. RefSeq names its product Prefoldin subunit-domain-containing protein. The transcript is spliced from 4 exons. The record is from RefSeq and is a predicted model, not a curated record. Gene Ontology annotation, cellular component: cytoplasm; prefoldin complex. NCBI's taxonomy places the organism in Eukaryota, Fungi, Ascomycota, Sordariomycetes, Sordariales, Sordariaceae. The coding region runs from base 283 to 873 and encodes 196 amino acids. Gene Ontology annotation, biological process: tubulin complex assembly; protein folding; microtubule-based process. Gene Ontology annotation, molecular function: tubulin binding.